AAGGCGAGGGCUUUUCAAAAAGGUGGAGGAGCUUUCGGUUCUUUGUGAUGCUGAGGGUGCUCUCAUUGUUUUCUCUUGCUACUGGAAAGCUCUUUGAGUUUUCUAGCUCCAGCAUGAAGGAUAUACUGGGAAGGUGCCAUGCGCAGACCAACAAUCCCAACAAAUUGGAUCAACCCUCUCUCGGUCUUCAGCCGGAAAACAGUGAUCAGAUGAGAUUGAGCAAGGAAUCUGCUGAUAAAACCCUUGAAUUAAGGCAGAUGAGAGGAGAAGAUCUUCAAGGGUUGAACAUCGAUGAAUUGCAGCGACUCGAGAAGCUGGUGGAAUCAGGAGUCGCGCGAGUUCUUGAGACCAAGGUUGAACGUAUUAUGAACGAGAUCUCUUCACUAGAAACCAAGGGAGCAAAGUUGCUGGAAGAGAACAAGCAACUUAAAGAUAAAGUAAGCAGACUAGUUACCAUGUUGGCGACAUUGUGCAAAGACAAGAUUUGUCUUAGCAGAUUCAGAUGUUGCAACUCAUCGGAGUCUGCCAGUAAUGUUUACGGUUGCAACAGCGGCCCUCCACCUGAAGAUGAUAGCUCCGACAUUUCACUCAAACUAGGGCUUCCCUCUUAA
Molecule: messenger RNA, 611 nt
Organism: Hibiscus syriacus
Lineage: Eukaryota; Viridiplantae; Streptophyta; Magnoliopsida; Malvales; Malvaceae
Product: MADS-box protein AGL24-like
Exons: 8
Coding region: 48-611 (187 amino acids)
Biological process (GO): regulation of DNA-templated transcription
Cellular component (GO): nucleus
Molecular function (GO): DNA-binding transcription factor activity
Source: RefSeq, a predicted model, not a curated record